CCGAGGCUCACGCCGUGUUUAUAUUUCGUGUGUGCACCGGAAAACUUCCAAGCUCUUGCUUUCUGCAGUGUUUGUGCCCAAGAAGAUGGAUGGGUUAUCGACAGAGAAAGCCCUCCUGAUGGAGGUUGCACUGGAGUUGCUGGGAAACACAAUCUACGAUGUGUUUGGGACGAGGCAGACCGAUUUGAUUCAGCUGUUCAGUGAUAACGCCAUGUCUUCCGUGCCUUCCGUGCAGAGCCAAUCGAGUGGCCCGAGCCGGACUUCAACAAACUCUCAGCAAUCUCUCCUGCGUCCAAUUCCUGAGCGUCUUCUGAAGGCGGACACCUCGUCCAGCAAUGGAGCUCUCAAUGACCAGCCCUGGGAAUUAGAAAGCACGCGAAGUGAGCAGGAGGAUCAGGAUUUUGUGGAAGACAUGAUGCGCAAAAUAGAAGACGAAUUCAGCCAACUCAUGAAGUCCAGCAAGAAACACUUGCAGUCGUAUUUCAUGGAUUUUUGGGAGAAUGCUGCUUCCACGUCGAAUUGUCCAGAUUUUUCCGAGGAGGACAUUCAGAGCAUUGCCGAUGACUACUUCACCACGGAGAGAAGAGCCCUGGAGCGGAUUUGCAAGGUGCAGAAGGAUGCAGUAAUGCUCAUGAAGGACACAGCAUCAAGUCCGGAAGAGGUGGAAAGAGUCCGAAGGAUAACACAGAAAAUUGCAUUGGUGAAAGACAGAGUGGAGAAAGAUCUGGCAUAAUUCCUUCAAGAUUAUUAUUCCCUUAUAUCAUUUUAUAACGAAUUGAUCUGAAAAAGAUAUCAAAGAAAUAGAGAAUUUUUAAGUUGUCUACAAAUGUGUCUUAUUUCCCAUUUGACAUGAGCGAAGCAAAUGAAGAACAUUAAAAGAUUACAGCGCAUUUCCGCGGUUAUCAGUGGGCGAAACUUUCGAUUGGGAUGUGCCUCCAAAAUCCCCAAAAUAAAACAAAAUGAAAGACAAUUUGAUUUUUUGCCAAGUAUUUGUGUAUUUUAAAAUAAAACAAUUUUGUUUAACACAAUAUUAAGAUAUCUAUUCAACAAUAUAGCUUAGAUUUUACCUGUCCACAAACAAAUCUACAAAUAUGAUCUUCUUUAUCGUAAUAAUUAUAUUUGUGUUUUUAUUAUAUAUAUUUUUAUUUAUAAUAUAUAUAUAUAUAUAGGUAUUUAUUUCUUCAUCAUGAUAUAUAAUGCGUAUAAUUACAAUUUACACGACGACUUUUUCUUUCUCACACAUUCAUUUCCCUUCUCAUUAGCUUAUUUUAAUUGUUUUUUGUUUAUUGAGAAAUAAUUUCAUCAGUAAUGUGACUUUCUAUAUUAGUAAGCUUAAUCAUUAUGAUUUUCCUCAGAGACUUUUUUCUUCUUUUUUUGUUUAUAUUACGCUAAUUUUGUUUCUCUCCUCCUCACUAUAUAAUUAGACUUUAACAAAUCGUCGCGCGUUCUUACCUCUUAGCAUCCUUAUUAUUCAUUAUAUGUAAUUUAUGUUUUUUUCUUUAAUAUAUCUUUUCCUCUAAAAUAUUACUAAAUAAUGUAUAAUAGAUGUGAAAAAAUACAGUAAAUAUAUUUGAAAAUGAGAAAUAAAGUAUCCACGCAUUUUUUCCGUAGAUUUUGCAGUUUAUGUGGGAAUUAUGCAGAAGAUUAUUUUUUUCCUUAGUUUUGCUGCUACCUUCAGUGUUUGUUUUAUUCUCGUUUUCUUCAUGAAAGUGUUGCAUCUCACAUCUUAUUAGUUCAUUUUCUUUCUAAAGUGGCCACACACACGCACACAAAGAAGAAGCAAUAUAGUGGAUUUUCCUUUUUUUCUUUCUCUUUAAUAAAACCUAUACUUAGAUAUGAUAUUACUGUAAAAUUUAAAUUAUUUUUUAAAUAACUCAUCACUUGAUUCACAUCUUCCGCUCAUUCUUCACUGAUU
Molecule: messenger RNA, 1915 nt
Organism: Phlebotomus argentipes
Lineage: Eukaryota; Metazoa; Arthropoda; Insecta; Diptera; Psychodidae
Exons: 3
Coding region: 86-733 (215 amino acids)
Source: RefSeq, a predicted model, not a curated record